Molecule: messenger RNA, 4726 nt
Organism: Amyelois transitella
Lineage: Eukaryota; Metazoa; Arthropoda; Insecta; Lepidoptera; Pyralidae
Product: tetratricopeptide repeat protein 21B-like
Exons: 12
Coding region: 256-4200 (1314 amino acids)
Biological process (GO): protein localization to cilium; intraciliary retrograde transport
Cellular component (GO): intraciliary transport particle A
Molecular function (GO): protein binding
Source: RefSeq, a predicted model, not a curated record
AGCUGAAGCUGUGAUUGGAUAUGAGAAAAGCGGUAAGCAAAUAACAUUCGUCCACACGAAUGUUCCUGAACAGUUUCAGGGCAAAGGGGUUGGUAAAUUACUAGCUAAGUAUGCAUUUGACUACGCUCUUGCAAACAAGCUUGUUGUUGUUUGUAAGUGUCACUUCUUAGCAAAAUAUUACGAAAAUAAUAGGAAGCAGUUUAAAAACCUGUCAGUCAAAUUUGAACUAGAAGAGGAAGAUCAAAAGAAAUAAAGAUGGACAUAAUUUGGUAUAGGUGUAAUGUACAUUAUUAUUUACGUGAAAAAUGUUUUGGAAAAGCCAGAAAAAUAGUUAAAGAAGCAUUACAAUUAAAAUCUGAUACAACAGAGUUCCUCUUUUACAAUGGAGUUGCUAGUAUUUUGGAAGGCCAAGUCCAGGAUGGGAUCAAUGACCUCAAUCCUUUGCAGUCUGACAGAGAUCUGCAGUUAGCAGUAGUAAUGGCUUUGAUAUAUGGCCACAAGCUGGCUAAUGUAUUAGAGAAAGAUGUCUUAUACACCUUAGAAUCAAAACUGAAAGAAGAAAAGAAACAUGGGAACACCAUGUCUUAUUAUUAUGCAGGAUUAUUUUUGUCACUUGCAGAGAGGUAUGAAAAAGCCUCUGAGUAUAUAACCAAGUCACUAAAAAAGGAUUCCAAUAAUUUAGCUACAAUGAUUUUAAAAGGAUGGAAUGAUAUGUACAUGACAGUUGGUGACAUGCAAGCAUCUACAUUAGAUUAUUUAGAACUUGCACUAACCAGGAGUGAUAGAAAUGUAGAAGCCUUACUUGGCCUUGCAAAAUUCAAGUAUUUUGCAAAAGAUUUUGAAGCUUCAAAUCUUACAUUAGACAGGCUGAUAGUAAACAGCCCAGGACAAGUUGUGCCUUUAAUUGAAAAACUUAAAAAUGAAUUUGCUUUGCAAAAAUGGGAAGCUGUUUAUGAUACAAUGGAUCGAAUAUUACCCUUAGAACCUGAUAAUGUGGAAGUAUACAAAAUAAAGAUAUAUCUGGCACUCUGUAAGAACGCAGACUACAUUGAAGCUGCUGAUCAACUGAACAGGUUUUUCGGUGUCCUAGAAAUUGAAGAAGCAAAUAAUGGCUAUCAGUUUUAUAACACAACACAGAUAUUUUCCAAAAUCUGUGGCAGAUCAAGUGCUGUAUUGUCACAAGUUUAUAGAUUCGCCCAAUAUGCAUCAGAAAUGUACCCUAAUAAUGUGGAUUAUUUGAGUGAAGUUGGCUAUCAAUGUAUUCUUCAGGGGAAAUAUAAGGAUGCUGUAAACUUUUUCAAAGCUGCAAGCAAAAUAGACAGUAAUUCUAUAACAGCUCUUUGUGGCCUGACCCUUUGUCAAAUGUUUGAACAUGGCCCCACAGAACAGAUCACCCAACAAGUUGAGUUAUUGUUUGAAAUGCAAGGCAUGACCAAAUUACCAGUUUUGUAUCUUCUAUCAGCUCAGCUUAAUGUUAAGAACUCUGUAAAAGCUUCAUCCUUUCUGACCACUGCAUAUGAGACCAAAUUUCUAUAUGCUAACCAAAUCCCUUUUAGUUUAACAUAUAUCAAAGAAUUAGAUCCUGAUUUCCUUCUAGAUGUGUACAAAGAAUAUAGAAAGCAUUUGCCCAAGAAGCCUUUUGUUAUAGUAGACUAUUUACUGUACUCUCUAGAUGGAAAUGUCCCAGCUGUGUCUCAUUGCUUCAAGUUACUUGAAAAAAUCUGUGAGGCGUGUCCAAGUUUGAUAGCAGCGUUGUAUGAGUUGGCAAAGCUGAAGUUUUUAUUUGGUUAUUCGAUGAAGGCUCUCAAAUUAGCGACACAGGUAGGCGAACUAGACAGCACGCAUGCUGGAAGCCAAAUACUAUUGACUCAGAUCUAUAUCCAGCAACAAGCCUACAAUAAUGCUGCACAGUGCUUAGAAAUGUGUUUAAGUUACAACUUUAAAGUAAGGGACAGUGCAAUGUACCAUUUUCUCAAUGGAGUUAUUCAGAAGAGUUCCAAUCAAUAUCAGGAAGCACUGGCAAGUUUUACCACCGCCUUACAGAUAGCUAAUAGCAAGACCCAAGCGAAUAAUAUGAGCCGUCUUUAUGACUCAGAUUUGAAUAUCAUUGAUAAAGCCACAUUGUAUCUGCAAAUUAUUAAUAUGCAAACAUCUUUAGGGCAGUUGUCAGAAGCAGGGAAAACUAUGCAGGAAGCAAUUCAAGAGUUAUCUUACACAUCAGAAGAAGGCAGGUUACUCAUAGCAAGGGCAGACAUGGCCAUAGACAAAGGAGAUGUGGAUAAUGCCAUAGACAUCUUGAAUGAAAUCAAACCUGGCCAACCAUACUAUUUCCAGGCUCAUAGUAAAAUGGCCCAUAUUUACUUGAAAGAGAAAAAUGAUCGAGCCAUGUUCACCUCUUGUUUUAAAGACAUAGUGAAUAACCAUCCUAUGGCUGAUGCUCAUGUUAUGAUGGGAGACGCCUUUAUGUCUAUUCAUGAACCUAUCCAAGCUGCUGAGUCGUACGAGAUAGCUCUUAGGGGGAACCCCAAAGACAUCCAUCUGAUUAAGAAGCUAGGCACAGCUCUCGUUAAGAUGCACCAGUUCGAUAAAGCCACCCAACACUAUGAAGACGCUAUCAAGUUGCUGAACGAUGACGAACUCAAGUUUGAUUAUUUAGAACUACUUAUCAAGCUAAAGCAAUAUGACAAAGUGGACUCAAUAAUUACAUCAGACAUAAACCAACUGUACAACAGAGAUAAGGACGUAGCCACACUGAAGCGCCGCGUUCGCUACCUCACCACCCAAGCCAAAUGUCGCCAACUCGCAAAUCCAAAUGCUGGCAACACUCAUCUAAUCCUCGCCGAAGCGAAAGAGUUACAAAAUCACGUUGUAAAAAGAAUAGAAAUAGAUUCGAGAGGAGAUCUUCAAGAGGAGAGACGUAUUCUGUCGGAAAUACUUUGUUCGUUGGCGAAAGUGAAGUCGACUAAGGAACCAGCAGUCGCGGCGAAUUUGUACUCCGAAGCGUUGAUUAAUUUGCCAAGGGAACCUAAUACGCUGUUAGCCUUGGCCAAGUUAUUUGCUGAUAUGAACCACCCAGAGAAAUGCGAGCAGACCUGUUCUGUGUUGCUGAGCACCGACCCCAACAACGAGGCGGCCGCUGUCAUGAUGGCGGACCUUGCGUUCCGGAAGGUGGACUUCGAAACAGCCCAGCGUCACCUGAAUCAGAUCCUAUCAGUGAAGCCGCUGAGUUGGGAGGCGCUCGCGCAGCUGAUCGAAGUGCAGUGGCGGCGCGGCAAACUGGCCGAGGCCGAACCAGCUUUAGAUGCAGCCAAGCUUGCGCUGGAAGACGCUGAUGACCCAGGGUACUUCUAUUGCUCGGGCGUGUACUCCUGUUACCUAGGUCGCGCCAACGCGGCAUUGAGACAGCUGAAUGUAGCGCGUCGUGGCGCCGCGUGGAGUCAGCGCGCCGCCACUAGGAUGGUGUUGUUGUGUUUGGCUCACCAAGCACCAGAUGCUCCACACGCCUUGGCUGACACCUUCGCCGCUUCUGGAGACGACUCGGAUACAAGAACGCUUGCGCUGCGUACAGCGGAGAAACUACUAGUGGAAGUGGCGCCAAGUGAGCGUAAAUCGCUUCAAGCGCUUCUUCAGCUCGCGACGAAACAGAAACAGCAAGCGGAGAAAGUGCUGCAGGAUUUGUUGCCUCUUGUCACGGACGACGUGUACCAGGACGACCCAUACUUGAUACUGGCUAUUGCGAACGCUUACAAUAUAAUAAAACAACCUACAAGAGCCAAGAACAUACUGAAAAGAACCAUAUCUGCGAUCGCUUGGACACCAGAGAAAGCGGAUGGUUUAGAGAGAUGUUGGUUGGAAGUAGCCGACAACCAAGUGAGCUCCGGAAGAUCGGAGGCUGCGAAGGAGUUGCUCACGAAAAUUCUGAAUCACAAUAAUUCGUGUGCCACCGCCUACCAAUAUUUAGGCUUCUUAGCUGAGAAAGAGCAGAACUACAAAAGCGCUGCCCACAAUUACGACAACGCUUGGACACACGGUGGAAAAAGCGAUCUAGCUGUGGGCUAUAAACUAGCACACGCUUACCUAAAGCUGAAGAAAUACCCAGAAUGUAUAGUGGUCUGCCGACAUAUACUGAAGGCUCAUCCAGAUUACCCAAAAAUAAAGAAGGAAAUACUUGAUAAGGCUAAGAGUAAUUUGAGAACGUAAACUUUUUUGUUGAAUUUCACAAAUGCACUUACUGAUUUGUAUGCGGUGUGACGAAUGGAUUUAAGUUCUAUGUAUCGUUUACGCAUUUUUGUAAAAAAAAAGGAGAAAAAGAAUCGCAAAUAAUAAAUACUGAGAAGAAUUUUAAACAUAAACCUGCAAAAAUACCUGAAAUAAAUGGAACCUGCCUAUUCGAUUUGAAACUUAAAUUUGAGCCUACAAAGGUUAAAAUAAAAAUGAAUUGGAGCUAAUUUUAUUACGUAAAAAGAAGUGUAUUAAUAGGAAAAACGUAUAGUACGUAUACAGAAAGAUUGCAUUCUUACGUGAGGUAACAUCGGUAGAGGAAUAACCCUUGCGCAAUCCAAAAAAAUGGAAACAAGGUAGAACACAGAAAAUUCUUCUUUUAAAAGGGGAACAAAAACACUUUAAUGUAAACUAUACUGUAAUGUAGCUAAUUUGAAAUUAACAGAAAUGUAGUACAAUUACACAGUAAUUCAAUGUUCGCACAAUAAAACGAUCAUGUUCAAUA